Danio aesculapii is the source of this 1672-nucleotide messenger RNA. RefSeq names its product membrane bound O-acyltransferase domain containing 4 (gene mboat4). Gene Ontology annotation, molecular function: serine O-acyltransferase activity. Lineage: Eukaryota; Metazoa; Chordata; Actinopteri; Cypriniformes; Danionidae. Gene Ontology annotation, cellular component: endoplasmic reticulum membrane. The record is from RefSeq and is a predicted model, not a curated record. The transcript has 3 exons. Gene Ontology annotation, biological process: lipid modification; peptidyl-serine octanoylation. Bases 129 to 1502 code for a protein of 457 amino acids.
UCAUCUAUGCAUUGUAGGUGUUUUCGCAUUUUCAUUCUUCUGUGUGUGUAAGUUUUGUUUACCUAUAACUCGGUUGGCAGUCUGAUAGACCCCAUUUAGCACAUAAUCACACAGCUGUGGCUGACUAAAUGUCUGUGUCUCUACACACGUCUGGAAUCCAGAAGUUUCACUCUGAAGAUCAAAUAAAAAAGUCUGUAUAUAUUCGUCACAUCUCACAUUUUCCUCUCACACAUGAUUUUGAUGGCUACACCACAAUGAUGGAUCUCCUUUGGAUAUCUUCUGAAGGACAGUCUCAGCUGUUUUACCAGUUUAUCAACAUACCAUUUGCAUUUCUGUUUCAUUGCUUAUCCAGUCAAGGACAUCUCUCGAUAAUCAGCAGGUAUGUCUAUUUGGCAAUGGGAGGAUUCAUCCUGGCAAUUGCAACAAUGGGUGCAUAUAGCAUGCUGCUAUUCUUGAGUGCCAUUAAACUUCUGUUACUGAUCCGCUAUAUACAUCCAAUGCAUCUUCAUCGGUGGAUUCUGGGACUGCAGAUGUGUUGGCAAACCUGCUGGCAUUUGUACAUCCAGUACCAGAUAUACUGGCUUCAAGAAGCACCAGACUCAAGGCUUUUACUAUCCAUAUCUGCACUCAUGUUGAUGACCCAGAGGCUUUCCUCUCUAUCACUUGAUUUCCAAGAGGGGACGAUCUCCAGUCAACAGGUCCUUAUUCCAUUCCUAACCUACUCACUUUAUUUCCCUGCUCUUCUUGGAGGACCACUUUGCAGUUUCAAGGCUUUUGUUCAGUCUGUUGAGCGUCAACAAACCAGCAUAACUUCAUAUUUAGGAAAUCUCGCUUCAAAGAUAUUGCAAGUUAUAGUGUUGGUGUGGGUUAAACACCUUUUCAGUGAGCUUUUAAAGUCGGCCACAUUUACCAUAGACAGUGUUGGUCUUGAUGUAUUGUGGAUUUGGAUCUUUUCGCUGACACUCAGACUGAAUUAUUACGCACACUGGAAGAUGAGCGAGUGUGUUAAUAAUGCUGGAGGGUUCGGUGUCUAUUAUCACAAACACAGUGGACAAACAUCAUGGGACGGGCUUUCUGACGGAAGUGUAUUGGUGACUGAAGCAUCAAGUCGUCCUUCGGUUUUUGCGCGAAAGUGGAACCAAACUACGGCGGAUUGGCUUCGAAAAAUAGUCUUCAACAGGACCAGCAGAUCUCCACUGUUCAUGACCUUCGGCUUUUCUGCACUGUGGCACGGUCUUCAUCCUGGGCAGAUUCUAGGUUUCCUCAUUUGGGCCGUCACUGUGCAGGCGGACUACAAACUGCAUCACUUCUUGAAUCCGAAGCUUAACUCCCUAUGGAGAAAACGGCUGUAUGUGUGUGUAAACUGGGCCUUUACUCAGCUGACCGUCUCGUGUGUUGUGGUCUGUGUGGAGCUUCAGAGUUUGGCUUCAGUAAAGCUGCUCUGGUCUUCGAGUAUUGCUGUGUUUCCACUGCUGAGUGCUCUGAUCACAAUAAUCCUCUGAGCAAUGUAAUAAUACUGUUGAAUAUGUUCAUGUUAUACAUUUGCAUUAAACUUAAAUGGUCUAUUACAGAGUUAAAAAUGCUGGGUUCCACCCAAUUCCUUCAACACAAACCGAUGAAUUCAGUUCAAUCCAUCUUUAUUUCUGAAGCGCUUUUACAAUGUAGAUUGUGU